AUGAACUAUACGCCAUUGGAUCCAAGCGUCUAUCAAAACCAGCAAGCUGCCACUGUUCUAUGCUGUAACUGUGGUGUGCCCAUGGAUGGGUCGAGCGGUUUGGUUAUGUGCUAUGACUGUAUCAAAUUGACGGUGGAUAUCACGGAAGGAAUUCCCAGAGAAUCGAAUCUCUCAUUUUGCAGAAAUUGUGAGCGGUUUCUCCAGCCUCCAGGUCAAUGGAUACGUGCAGAACUUGAAUCAAGAGAACUUUUGGCGCUGUGUCUCCGUCGUUUGAAAGGUUUGAACAAGGUUCGGCUGGUCGAUGCUUCCUUUAUCUGGACAGAGCCGCACUCCAGACGUAUUCGUGUCAAGCUUGCCGUCCAAGGGGAAGCCAUGGCCAAUACGAUCGUGCAACAAACGUUUGAAGUUGAAUACGUGGUGGUGGCAAUGCAGUGUGCUGAUUGUGCAAGGUCUUACACGACCAACACUUGGAGAGCUACAGUACAGAUCAGGCAGAAAGUUCCUCACAAGCGUACCUUUUUAUAUCUGGAACAGCUUAUUCUAAAGCAUAAUGCCCACGUCGAUACCAUCAACAUCCAGGAAGCCAAGGAUGGACUUGAUUUCUUUUAUGGGCAAAAAAAUCACGCUGCCAAAAUGCUAGAUUUCUUGAACUCUGUGGUGCCUAUAAGAUCUAAAAAGUCUGAAGAACUGAUUUCUCAAGAUACCCAUACCGGUGCCUCGACUUACAAAUUCUCUUUCUCUGUUGAAAUUGUGCCGAUCUGUAGAGACGAUCUUGUCGUUCUACCCAAAAAGCUGGCCAAAUCUCUGGGUAACAUCACACAGUUUGUAUUGUGUUCGAAGGUUUCUAACACUUUACAAUUUAUGGACCCUAUCACCCUUCAAACAGCGGACCUCUCGGCAUCUGUAUACUGGAGAAAUGCAUUUGACUCUCUUGCCGACGUAUCUCAGCUGGUUGAGUUCAUUGUGUUGGACGUAGAUCCAACCGGCCAACGAAAGGGUAAAUAUGUCUUGGCAGACAUCACUGUUGCCAGAGCCGCAGAUUUAGGGGUGAACGAUCAGGUAUUUUAUGUUAGAUCGCACCUCGGAGCUCUGUGUCAUCCAGGAGACAGUGUCAUGGGUUAUUACAUCGCCAAUUCUAACUACAACUCCGACUUGUUUGACUCGCUGAAUAUGGAGCAUAUACCAGACGUGGUGCUGGUUAAGAAGCAGUACAUCAGAAAGACCCGCAAGAACAGAAACUGGAAGUUGAAGAGAAUGGCUCGUGAACACAAGGAAAUCGAGGCUUCGCAAGAUUACACAUCGAGACAACAAAAGCAGGAGCAAGAAAGAGCCGAAAGAGAUUAUGAAGCAUUCUUGCAAGAAUUGGAAGAGGACUCUGAAAUGCGUCAAACAGUCAAUCUUUACAAGAGUAGUGCUGCUCCUGCUCCAGAUGCAGAUGGAGAAAUGGACGAUGACGAAAAUGAAAAUGGUCCACAUAUCGACAUCGAUGAACUCUUGGACGAACUGGACGAGAUGACGCUAGAUGACCCUAACGCUCAAUAA
This is a messenger RNA of Lachancea dasiensis, 1542 nucleotides long. The record is from the annotation of a GenBank genome assembly. NCBI's taxonomy places the organism in Eukaryota, Fungi, Ascomycota, Saccharomycetes, Saccharomycetales, Saccharomycetaceae.